AUGGCUGCCAACGACUAUUAUGGUGAUUUCCGACCUCAACCUACUCACAGUCAACCCCCUUCCUACCAUGACGAUGACUACAACCACAAGAGCCCGGUAGACGAUUCACACCAAUUACAUGCCUUUCCUUCCACAGCAUCGCAAACACCCUACAAUUCCCAUCCCGACAACUACGGUCAUCAGCCCCAAUACAGUCAGAACUCCUUCACCGAUGAUACCCCUUUUGUGGGCGGGAGAAAUCAUCCUGCUGACCAGUAUGGAGAAGACAUCCCGCUGAAAGCAAAUGCCCAGCCGCCGCAGGCUCCUGGUUCACACUGGAUGAAUGAAAAUACAAAUUACGACGCAGGAAUGCCAAUGGAUCCAGUGAUGGGCACAAGGAAAAAGCGAAGGCGGACUCAGAAAGGGGGAUUUUUUGGCAAGAAGACUCCAUGGGUUACAUGGUUAUUGACAGCAGUCGACAUUGGCGUAUUUGUUGGAGAAUUGAUCUAUAGUGCCCAACUGACUGGCAGUCCCAUCGAAAUACACCCUAGCUUCAACCCUAUGAUCGGACCGUCUCCCUACGUUCAGAUCAAUAUGGGCUCUCGUUUUGUCGCGUGCAUGAAGAAUAUCCCCGGUGUCCAAGAUGCGAACACAACGAUCAGUUGGCCAUGCCCAAACACAACUUCAUCUGACGCCAGCUCCUCUAUGAAUCAGUGUACCCUGUCGGAGCUAUGUGGAUUCAGCGGUGUGCCGAAUCCUAAACCAAAUGGCUCUCUAGACGACCAGCCGGAACCCAAUCAGUGGUUCCGUUUCAUUGUGCCUAUGUUUUUGCACGCCGGGCUUAUUCACAUCGGAUUUAAUAUGCUUAUGCAAAUGACUGUCGGGGCAGAUAUGGAGAGGAGGAUUGGAUGGUGGCGUUACGCACUGGUUUAUUUCUCAAGCGGCAUUUUUGGGUUUGUGAUGGGCGGUAAUUACGCAGCGCAAGGUAUUUCGUCAACUGGCGCUUCGGGCGCAUUAUUUGGGCUGGUUGCAUUAAGUCUAUUGGAUCUCCUGUACACCUGGGGCGAAAGAAGAAGCCCAUGGGUCGAAUUAAUCUUCCUGAUCAUCGAAAUCGCCGUUUCAUUUGUGUUGGGACUGCUCCCCGGUCUCGACAAUUUCUCUCAUAUUGGUGGAUUUAUCAUGGGAUUAGCCAUGGGUCUCUGCAUGAUGCGAUCCCCCAAUUAUAUACGUGAACGAAUCGGCCUUCAGCGUAGACCAUAUGUGGUCAUGAGCGGUGGCGCUGGUCCUCCUCCCGCUGACGACGACAAUAAUAGCAACAUCACCAACAACAAUUCUGACAACAGCAAGCCGAACCGUUCAAUGACCACUGGACGCUUCAUCGGUGUCUUUCAAGGAAGGAAACCGCUUUGGUGGGCGUGGUGGCUAGUUCGCGCUGGAGCUCUAGUCGCUGUGAUCAUUGGCUUUAUCCUGUUGGUGACGAAUUUUUAUAAAUACCCCAAGUCGAACUGUUCUUGGUGCUACCGAUUGAGUUGCCUGCCCAUCAAGAACUGGUGUAGCGUAGGAAAUCUGGACCUAACGACCACAUCAACUUCAUCAUAA
Messenger RNA from Talaromyces amestolkiae, 1578 nucleotides. RefSeq lists its product as uncharacterized. Gene Ontology annotation, molecular function: serine-type endopeptidase activity; transmembrane transporter activity. Gene Ontology annotation, biological process: transmembrane transport; proteolysis. Bases 1 to 1578 code for a protein of 525 amino acids. NCBI's taxonomy places the organism in Eukaryota, Fungi, Ascomycota, Eurotiomycetes, Eurotiales, Trichocomaceae. Gene Ontology annotation, cellular component: membrane. The record is from RefSeq and is a predicted model, not a curated record. The transcript has 3 exons.